AGCUCCACGAUUGGAGCUUGUGUUGAAGUAUUCCAUUGACGUUGGUGUGGGGGUGAUUGACGCCGAUCGGGUCUUGUGUUCAACUAGUCGACGAUAUCAGAUCUUGGAUUGACGUUUGCUGAACUGAUACAGCCUAUUGAGGAAAGGUACCACAUGUUAAAACUUUCAUAAAGGUACAAAGAUGAAUACAAAGAUAGUACACGCCUUCAUUUAUUAGCGAAGGAUGUGCAUAAUUUGCCAGAAGGUUUGCGCAUAGUUGUCAAUUUUGAUAAACAUCAUGCAGCAGUAGGAGAAGCAGCUGGACUCCUUGCAGGAGUUUGUGGACAAUUGGCCACUGAUUGUGUAGCAUUUCCAAUCAGUUUUGACAAGUGGUCAGACAUUCCAGCAAGCUUUUUUGAAAAUCAAUUGAAUAUUUUUUUCCUAGCUCGAUUUUGCUUCAAAGUGAGUGAUAACUUGGCCAAACGAUUUUUGCUCCAAUCGCUUGGCAAAAAAUGGAGGGAACAUAGGAUAAAGCUUUGGAAUGAUUUUUAUGAUCCAAGGUUGAGUAAAACCGAGAUCAUAAAUAAUGCACCAGAAGAUAUUGCUCCUGAUCAAUGGGCUUUAUUCGUAGAAUAUCGUUUGAAGCCUGAAACUCAGAAACUUUGUAAGAGGAAUAAAAAAAUUCGGCAAAAAUAAAUAAUUCCUCAUACUUCAGGUGCUAAAUCAAUUGCAAGAAGAAGGGCUGAAUUGGUAAUCAAUUAAUGCAUGCAUAUCUAAUCUAUCUCAAAUAUAAUGCAUGCAUCAUCUCUUAAUUUUCUGGAUAUCUAAUCUAAGUUAGUAGGCUGCUAUUUUUUUAUCAAGUCUUUCUACUUUUCUUAAAUUUUAGACGAAAGAGACGGGAAAAGAAGUUAAUAGGGUUCAAAUGUGGGACAUCACUCACAAGAAAAUAGAUGAAAGUUAUGUUAAUGAAAAGGCUAAAGAAAUAGCGGAGAAGAUUGAAGUACAUAGCAGCCAACAACCGAUGGAAUUAACUGUUAAUUCUCCUCUUGAUGCUCUUGGAGUAGUUUUUGGGAAAGAGCACCCUGGUCGUGUUCGAGGUUUAGGUAUGGGAGCUGUUCCAAUAAUUGCUUUCAAGAACAACACUACAAGGAUUAGUCAAAUGAAUUUAGGUUCUUCAAAUGAUGCUGGCACAUCAUCUACUUGUGGUCCAAAUGUGCAAGAAGAGUUGGAUACCGUUAAAGCGCAAUUGCAAGCGCUAGUCUCCUAUAUAGCUUCUAAGGAAGGAGGUAAAAUUCCAAUACAAUUGGCUGGAAUGUUCCCUACUCAACAAAUCUCACAGGGAUUGGAUCAGGAGAGUGAGAUUCCAUCACCAAAAGAGUUAGGAAGUAGUUAUAAGCCUUUGUGGGAUAUUAUUGAUGCAAGAUGGGACAAGCAACUCUUUAAGCCUUUGCAUGUCGCAGGCUAUUAUUUGAAUCCACAAAUUCAUUAUAGUCCUAAUUUUAAGGUUGAGUAUGAUGUUAAGAAAGGACUUUUAUAA
This is a messenger RNA of Arachis ipaensis, 1516 nucleotides long. Lineage: Eukaryota; Viridiplantae; Streptophyta; Magnoliopsida; Fabales; Fabaceae. The record is from RefSeq and is a predicted model, not a curated record.